AUGCCUCAUAUGAUAAAUGAUAUAAGCCAUAUUCAAAUUGGUGGUAGAAAAAGUAAAUUAGCAGUUAUACAAUCAGAAUUAGUUAAAAAAGCUAUUGAAGAGACUUCAAAUAUACCAUGUUCCAUACUAGCAUUAUCUACUUUGGGUGAUAAAGUACAAACACAACCAUUAUAUACAUUUGGAGGUAAAAGUUUAUGGACAAAAGAAUUGGAAAUUUUAUUAUUAGAUGCCAUAGAUGAAUUUCCAAAAUUAGAUGUUAUAGUACAUUCAUUAAAAGAUAUGCCAACUAAUAUACCAGAAGGAUUUGAGUUAGGAUGUAUUUUUAAUAGAGAAGAUCCAAGAGAUGCCAUAGUUAUGAAACAAAAUAGUGCAUACAAAUCUUUAAAAGAUUUACCAAAAGGUUCAAUAGUUGGUACUUCAUCAAUAAGAAGAUCUUCACAAUUAAUUAAAAAUUAUCCACAUUUAAAAUUUGAAUCAGUUAGAGGUAAUAUUCAUACAAGAUUAUGUAAAUUAGAUGAUGAAAAUAAUGAAUAUCUGUGUUUAAUAUUAGCAAGUGCUGGAUUGAUAAGAUUAGGUUUAAGUGAUAGAAUUACUAGUUAUUUAGAUGAUAUGUAUUAUGCUGUUGGACAAGGCGCACUUGGUAUUGAAAUUAGAAAAGAUGAUGAAAAAAUUAAAUCUGUAUUGAAAAAAAUUGAAGAUAAAAAGGCAACAAUAUGUUGUUUAGCAGAAAGAUCAUUAAUGAGAUAUUUAGAAGGUGGAUGUUCAGUACCAUUAGGUGUUCAUUCAGAUUAUAAUGAAAUAACAAAUGAAUUAGUAUUAAAAGGAAUAAUAGUUAGUCCCGAUGGUACAAAAUAUAUUGAAGAUGAAGUUAAAAGUGUAAUAAAAGAAAGACAAGAUUGUGAAUUAAUAGGUAUAACGUUAGGAGAUAAAUUAAAAGCAAAAGGAGCAAAAGAAAUAUUAGAUGCAAUUGAUAUGAAUAGGAAUAUUAAUGCAAGACCAACAGAAGUAUGA
This is a messenger RNA of Insectozyma verbasci, 1011 nucleotides long. NCBI's taxonomy places the organism in Eukaryota, Fungi, Ascomycota, Pichiomycetes, Serinales, Debaryomycetaceae. The record is from the annotation of a GenBank genome assembly.